GUUACUGAACUGGCAGACGAUGAGAAAAAAGUAGAAAGCACCGAACUUCUUCUGAACCUGGUAAUGGAGAAGGAAGCUGGAGCCCGAAGGGUGAUGUGGAAAUCUUUUGUGAAAAUGCGCAAUGGUGUCCCGAAGUUGGACAAAAUAUUGGAAGAAAUAGAGCAAAGCGGUGCUGCUGUGGCACAUUAUACAAACAUCACAGAAGAGAUCUCAGAGAUACCCAGACACUUGAAGGAUGCUCAGGAACAACACAAGGAGAUGCUGAGACAGAGAAAUGAAACACUUGAUUUGAACACUAUUCUAAUCAAGGAGAAGGUUAGGAUUUCUCAGUUGAACGCACGGUACACUGAACUGACAAUAAUCUCUCCUGUUCGUCAUCGGAAGCUGGUGGAGCAUGAACUAAUUGCACGUGGCAAGGAUCAUGAAGAAUGGAGAGAGAUGCACCUUCGGAGGGAACUGGAAAAAAUCCGGAUUGAUCAAUUGUUCCGAAGUGGCUUUGCACAAGAAGUCUAUCAGCGCCAAACUAGAAAGGGACAGAUUGUACAAAUUCAUUCAGGUUGUUCCGUCGUUGUCAGUGGAGUCCCAGGAAUUGGGAAGACAACACUGUUACAAAAGAUAGUUUAUGACUGGGCCAGCGGGAACAUUUACCCACAUUUUCAAUUUGUCUUUAGUUUUAAAUUCCGUGAGUUGAAUGUUAUUAACUGGAAAGCAACUUUAAAAGAAAUGAUUCUGCUGUUCUAUCCUUAUUUGGAGAAAUGUCUGGAAGAUCUGUGGAAAAAUCCGGCCAGUUUGCUGUUUAUAUUUGACGGUUUAGAUGAAUUCAAGGAUAGCAUUGAAUUUCCUGACAGCCAGUCAGAUGCCACACCCCAGUCAAUAUGCAUGGACCCAGAGAUUCCCUGCAAAGUGUCUGACAUUGUCAGCAGUUUAAUACAGAAGAUGCUGCUUCCAGGGUGUUCAGUGUUAUUGACCACCCGUCCAAGUGAAUUGCAAUUAUUGGAAAAAGCUGACAUCAGUGUGUGGGCUGAGAUACUUGGAUUUGUUGGGGAAGAACGGAAAGAGUAUUUCCAAAAGUGCUUUGGAGAUCAGACGGUGGCAGCAGCUGUUUUCAAAUACGUGGAAGAGAACGAGAUCCUUUACACCAUGUGCUACAACCCAUCGUACUGCUGGAUUCUCUGUCUCUCACUGGGUCCCUUCUAUACACAAGGAAGCAAGCAACAGCAGCAAGUCCCCAAGACCAUUACCCAACUAUAUUCCUACUACAUUUACAACAUACUGAAAAACCAUGGCCGAGAGAUUGAAAACCCCCGCGAUGUGUUGCUGAAGAUUGGUGAGAUGGCAUUGAGAGGUGUCUUUGAGAAACAGAUUGUCUUCAGAAAUGAGGAUCUGAUCAAAUAUGAUCUUCAGCCUUCGCAGUUCCUGUCUGGCUUCAUGUUGGAAAUUUUUGAGAGGAGUGAUUCUGCCCGGAGUGUGGUCUACACAUUCCUCCAUCUCACCAUACAAGAGUUUGUCGCUGCACUCGCAAAGUUCCUGACUCCCGAUCUUGAGGACAUCCAGAAAUUGCUCAAUGAUGUUCACAGCAAGGAGGAUGGCAGAUUUGAGAUAUUUCUCCGUUUCAUUGCUGGUUUGUCCUCCCCACAGGUAGCUUGGCCCUUGGAGGAGCUGGUGGGUCCAUUUCUUCAUCAAACAGCCUGCCAAGUGAUUGACUGGGUGCAGCAGAAGGUUGAAAGCCAGGUCGGUAACACUGGAAGCAAAAGUGGGAAAAGGAAUCUUCUGAAUACUUUGUACUAUUUGUUUGAGUCCCAGAAUAAAGCCCUGGCACAGACUACAUUGGGGUCUGUGGAAAGACUUCAAUUUGGGGAUUCAGACUCACAGAAAGCCUUGCCACUGAGCCCAAUUGACUGCGCUGUCUUGUCUCACGCCAUUGGACUUUGUUAUACAAUAAAACAGCUCGAUCUGCGGAACUGUUUCAUUCAGUCUGAAGGACUUCAGAGGCUGGAACCUUCACUGCACAAAUGCCAAGUGUUGAGGUUGGAGGGAAAUGAUCUCGGUGACUCAGGAAUGCAUUUACUGUGCUUGGUCCUGAAGCACCCAAAGUGUCAAAUUGAGGCACUCGGGUUAGCUGACAAUGACCUCACAGCUUCUUCUAUUGAGGAUCUCAACUCUGUUCUCAGCAUAAACCGAUCACUGAAGGACCUGUACUUGGGUUAUAAUAAACUGGGAUCCUCUGGAGUUAAACACUUAUCUGUGGCACUGAAGAACUUGGACUGUGAAAUACAGAAACUGUCUCUGAAUGACAAUGAGCUCACAGAUUGUUGUGUCGAAGAUCUCACCUCUGCUCUGAAUACAAACAGCUCCCUCACAGCGCUGAACCUGAACAACAAUAAGCUUGGAGACUCAGGGGUAAUAUUGCUGUCUGAGAGUUUGAGAAAGCCAGACUGUAAAAUACAGGAGUUGAGAUUAGAUAAUAAUGCACUCACAGAUUCAUCUAUUGAGGCGCUCAGUUCUGCUCUCAGUACAAGCCAGUCACUGACAGUUUUGUCGCUGUGGUCGAACUCCCUAACUGACCAAUCCAUUCCUGCUGUCAGCCACCUCACACUGAACUGUAAGAGUCUGCAGCGUAUCUGGAUUGGAGAGAAUUCAUUUACUGCCAGUGGAAAGGAACAGCUGCACUUACUGCAGGAAUCCAGAGGUGGCUUCAGAGUGGAAAUGUGAUGAGUUUAUUAUUUGAGACAUAUUGCUAAUGGUUAAAGAUUUAAUGACCACAGCAGAAUUUUUUUUCUGACCGUAUGCAUACUGUUUGUGUCAUAGAACAUUGAACAGUACAGCACAGUACAGGCCCUUCGACCCUCGAUGUUGUGUUGGCCACAAUUCUGCAAGUUUUAGAAUACUCGUAGACAAAGAUGAGAGUGGUCCUAAGAGAAGAGUAUUAAACUGGGCCAAGGCCAAGAAUAUCAAAAUUCGGCAGGAGCUGGGAAAUGUGGAUUGGACACAGCAAUUUGAAGGGAAGUUUAUAUUUGAUAUGUGGGAGACUUUCAAAGAUAGUGCAGGAUAGGUAUGUCCCCUCGAAGGCAGAGGACAGGAAAGGCAAGAUUCAUGAACCGUGGAUGACAGAGGAAAUUGUACGACUAGCCAAGAGGAAAAGGGAAGCAUACAUAAGGUCUAGGCAGCUAAGAACAGAACGGGCCCUGGAGGAAUAUCAGGAGAGUAAGACCAGUCUUAAACGAGGAAUCAAGCAGGCUAAAAGGGGUCAUGAAAUAGCUUUAGUGAGCAGAAUUAAGGAGAAUCCCAAAGCUUUUUAUUCUUAUCUAAGAAGUAAGUGGGUAACUAGAGAAAGGAUUGGUCCACUAAAGGAUAAUGAAGGAAGGCUGUGUGUCAAACCUGAGAGAAUGGGUGAGAUUCUAAAUGAUUACUUUGCAUCAGUGUUCACUGAGGACAGGGACAUGAUCAAUGUUGAGAUUAGAGAUAGAAGUUUGAUUAGUCUGGAUCACGUUGGCAUAAGUAGGGAAGAUGUGUUGGGUAGGCUAGAGGUUAUUAAGGUGGACAAAUCCCUCGGACCGGCUGGGAUCUAUCCCAGGUUGCUGAGGGAGGCAAGAGAGGAAAUAGCUGGGGCCCUGACAGAUAUCUUUAAAUACAGGUGAGGUGCCGGAGGACUGGAAGGUUGCUCAUGUUGUCUCCCUGUACAAGAAGGGUAGUAGGGAUAUUCCGGGUAACUACAGACCAGUGAGCCUGGCUUUGGUGGUAGGGAAGUUGCUAGAGAGGGUACUGAGGGAUAGGAUCUAUUUAUAUUUUUAAAAGAAUGGGCUUAUCAGUGAUAGUCAACAUGGUUUUGUGCGGGGGAGAUCGUGCCUUUCCAACUUAAUAGAAUUUUUUGAGUCAGUGACCAAGUUGAUAGAUGAAGGAAGGGCUGUUGAUGUCAUGGACUUUAGUAAGGCAUUUGAUAAGGUUCCCCAUGGUAGACUAAUGAAGAAAGUAAAGUCACAUGGUGUGCAGGGUGUUCAAGCUAGGUGGGUAAAAAACUGGUUGAGCAACAGGAGACAGAGAGUAGUAGUUGAAGGGAGUUUCUCGAAAUGGAGAAAGGUGACCAGUGGGUGUUCCACAGGGAUCAGUGUUGGGGCCACUGUUGUUUGUAAUAUACAUAAAUGAUCUGGAAGAGGGAACUGUUGGUAUGAUCAGCAAGUUUGCAGAUGACACAAAUAUUGGUGGAGUAGCAGAAAGCAUAAGGGACUGUCAGAGAAUACAGGAGGAUAUAGUUAGACUAGAGAGUUGGGCAGAAAAGUGGCAGAUGGAUUUCAAUCCAGACAAAUGUGAGGUGAUGCAUUUUGGGAAGUCUAGCUCUAGAACGAAUUAUACAGUGAACAAAAGAGCCUGGGGAAAAGUUGAUGAGCAGAGAGAUCUGGGAGUGCAGUCCAUUGUGCCCUGAAUGUUGCUGCACAGGUGGAUAGAGUGGUCAAGAAGGCAUAUAUUAUGCUUGCCUUCAUUGGACGGGGUAUUGAGUAUUAGAGCUGGCAAGUCAUGUUAAGAUUGUACAAGACAUUGGUUCAGCCGCAUUUAGAAUACUGUGUACAGUUCUGGUCACCUCAUUACCAAAAGGAUGUGGACGCUUUGGAGAGGGUGCAGAGAAGGUUUACGAGCAUAUUGUCUCGUAUGGAAGUUGCUAGCUAUGAAGAGAGGUUGAGUCGGUUGGCAUUGUUUUCAUCAGAUAAAAGGAGAUUGAGGGGGGACCUGAUUGAGGUCUACAAAAUCAUGAAGGGUCUAGACAGGGUAGAUAGAGAUAAGCUUUUUCCCAGGGUGAGGGAUUCAAUAAUGAGAGGUCACGCUUUCAAGGUGAGAGGUGGAAAGUUUAAGGGGGAUACAUGUGGCAAGUAUUUCACACAGAGGGUAUUGCAUGUCUGGAACGCGUUGCCAGCAGAGGUAGUUUAGGCAGACACAGUAGAUUAAUUUAAGAUAUGUCUGGACAGAUGCAUGAGUAGGUGGGGAGCAGAGGGAUAUAGAUGCUUAGGAAUUGGGUGACAGGUUUAGACAGUAGAUUUGGAUCAGCUCAGGCUUGGAGGGCCGAAGGGCCUGUUCCUGGACUGUAAAUUUUCUUUGUUCUUUGUUUAUUUUAUCCUACUCUAAGAUCAAACUAACCUACUUUCUCUCAUCCAUGUGCCAAUCCAAGAGUUGCCUAAAUUUCCCUAAUAUACCUGACCCUGCUACCACUGUUGGCAGUGCAUUCUGCACAGCCACCACUCUCUAUGCAAAGAACCUACCUCAGACAUCUCCCCGAAACCUUCCUCUAAUCACCAUAAAAUUAUGCCACCUCAUGAUAGCCAUUUCCACCCUUGGAUAAAGUCUCUGACUAUCCAUUCUAUCUAUGCCUCUCAUCUUGUACACCUCUAUUAAGUCACCUCUCAUCCUUCUUCACUCCAAUGAGAAAAGCCCUCGUUCCCUUAACCUUUCUUCAUAAGACAUGCCCUCCAGUCCAGGCAGCAUCCUGGUAAAUCUCUGCAUCCUCUCUGAAGCUUCCACAUUCUUCCUAUAAUGCAGUGACCAGAACUGAACACAAUAUUCCAAGUGUGGCCUAACCAGGGCUUUAUAGAGCUGCAACAUUACCUCACCAGUCUUAAACUCAAUCACCCUGCUAAUGAAAGCCAACACACCAAAUGCCUUCUUAACAACUCUCUCAACUUGGGUGGCAACUUUGAGGAAUAUAUAGACAUAGGACUCCAAGAUCCCUCUGUUCCUCCACACUGCCAAGAAUCCUGCCUUUAACCCUGUAAUCUGCAUUCAGAUUCAACCUUCCAAAAUGAAUCACUUCACACUUUUCUAGUUGAACUUCACCUGCCACUUUCCAGCCCAGCUCUGCAUCUUGUCAAUGUCCCAUUGCAAUCUGCAGCAGCCCUCCACACUAUCCACAACUCCACCAACCUUUGUGUCAUCAGCAAACUUACUCACCCACCCUUCCACUUCCUCAUCCAAGUCAUUUAUUAAAAUCACAAAGAGCAGAGAUAUCCCAUGUCUCCUUACUUUCAGAAUGAGCCUACCAUGGGGAACUUAUCAAAUACCUUGCUAAAAUCCAUAUACACCAUAUCCACUGCUCCACCCUCAUCAAUGUGUUUUGUAACAUCCUCAAAGAAUUCAGUAAGGUUUGUGAGGCAUGACCUGCCCCACUAACAAAGUCAUGCUGACUAUCUUUUCCAAAUAAUCAUAAAUCAUGUCUCUCAGAAUCCUCUCCAAUAAUUUGCCCACCACCGACGUAAGACUGACUGGUCUAUAAUUCCUAGGACUACCCUUGUUCCCUUUCUUAAACAAAGGAAUAACUUCUGCCACUGUCCAAACAUUUGGUACUACUCCAGUGGACAGUGAGGAUGCAAACAUCAUCGCCAAAGGUGCAGCAAUCUCUUCCCUCACUUCCUGUAGUAACCUAGGAUAUUUCCCAAGCUGGCACAGGGACUUAUCUAUCCUCAUGUUUUUCAAAAUUUCCAGCGCCUUCACCUCCUUAACAACAGCCUGUUUGAGCAUGUCAGCCUGUUUCACGCUGUCCUCACAAAUCAAAGCCCCUCUCACUCGUCAGUACUGAAGCAAAGUAUUCACUAAGGACCUUCCCUACCUCCUCCGCCUCCAGACAGAAGUUCCCUCUCCUGGCCCUGAUUGGUCCUACCCUCACUCUGGUCAUCCUCUUGUUCCUCACAUAAGUGUAGAUUGCCUUGGGGCUUUCCUUAAUUCUCCCUGCUAAACCAUUUUCAUGCUCCUUUCUUGUUCCCCUAUGUCCAUUCUUCAGUUCCUUCCUGGCUGCCUUGUAACCCUCCGGAGCUGUGUCUGAUCCUUGCCUUCUCAACCUUAAGUGAGCUUCCUUCUUCCUCUUGACUAGAUAUUCCAGAUUUCUUGUCAUCCAAGGUUUGUUCACCCUACCACCCCUUCCUUGCCUCAUUUUGUCUGUUUUGGUAAUGCCAUUCUGCAUUGCAAUACAAGGUAAUGUGUGAAUGUCCAAGACAACAACAUUGAUAUACUUGAAGGAAAAGAAUUGUCUUCUGUCAGUGACCAUUCGUUACACAAACAUUACUGAUCUCAUUAAUGGCCAAUAUUGAGCCAAAUAUUUGUUUCAUUCUCUGAGCAUUAUUCAUAACAUACUUGAUUGUGGAUUGUUGUAUUAAUCUUAAAACAUUGUAACAUUGAGUCAUAAAAUCAUAGAGAUGUACAGCAUGGAAACAGACCCUUCGGUCCAACCCGUCCAUGCCGACCAGAUAUCACAACCCAAUCUAGUCACACCUGCCAGCACCUGGCCCAUAUCCCUCCAAACCCUUCCUAUUCAUAUACCCAUCCAAAUGCCUCUUAAAUGUUGCAAUUGUACCAGCCUCCACCACUUCCUCUGGCAGCUCAUUCCAUACACGUACCACCCUCUGCAUGAAAAGGUUUCCCCUUAGGUCUCUUUUAUAUAUUUCCUCUCUCAACCUAAACCUGUGCCCUCUAGUUCUGGACCCCCCGACCUCAGGUCUACUAUCCAUGCCCCUCAUAAUUUUGUAAACCUCCAUAAGGUCACCCCUCAGCCUCCGACACUCCAGGGAAAACAGCCCCAGCCUGUUCAACCUCUCUCUCUCGCUCAAAUCCUCCAACCCUGGCAACACCCUUGUAAACAUUGGCAUUACCAUAUGCAAAUAAAUACAUCAAAUGAUUGCUCUUAACCAAGCACUUUCGAAAAUGGAGGAAUUUUCACAGGAAGAACACUUUUGGUUUCAAUAUUGGCCAUUUAUUUAUUUCACUAUCCUAGCUCAUGACUGAUACCCAGUUCAAUAAAUGCAAAGAUUGCCUCUUUAUGUUUUCUGCAGGACUGCACAAACUAAUCAUCAGAAGAUCUCACUGAGCAUAAAUGUUUAUGAUCAAAAAGCAUGGUACUGGAAAAGCAGAGUAGGUCAGGCAGUAUCCGAGGAGCAGGAGAGUCGACAUUUCGGGCAUGAGCUCU
Messenger RNA from Hemiscyllium ocellatum (epaulette shark), 7939 nucleotides. Its product is annotated as NACHT, LRR and PYD domains-containing protein 3-like. Bases 64 to 2712 code for a protein of 882 amino acids. Lineage: Eukaryota; Metazoa; Chordata; Chondrichthyes; Orectolobiformes; Hemiscylliidae. Gene Ontology annotation, cellular component: cytoplasm. The record is from RefSeq and is a predicted model, not a curated record. The transcript has 8 exons. Gene Ontology annotation, molecular function: protein binding.